AUGCAACGAGAUACUGAACUGUGGGCAGUGCCUCGGAAAGAUGUAAGGGAGGAAACCCCCUUCCCUGAAGAGGAAGAAGUGAACGUCACGAUACCCAACGGUGAAGAUUUGAAAACGGAAGCCAACGAGGAACCCGUAGACAGCUUGGAAAAGCGUGUUGAUCGAGCAACCUCAGUUCUUGCAGUUAUAAUUGGAUGGACUCUCUGUGUUCUCGUCGUGCUUUUCUUGGGAUUUAUUGUCUUUGGUAUUCUCUACUCUGGAAUUCAUUAUCAUGGCGAUAAGUGGCAUGAGGAUUCCGACGGUCAAGAAAAAUGUUCCACCCCAUUUGGUGCAAUCAUUGGUGUCCAUAAUGAUGUGUUCGCGUACAGCAACUGUGAUGAGGACUAUAUAUCGAAGGAUUAUAAUACCCUUGCAUACACAGCAUUGAGUAACACGGGAUUGAAAUGGCAAUGUGUGGAAUAUGCACGCCGUUAUUGGAUGCUGCGUGGCUCUCCUGUGCCUGCAACCUUCAGUUCUGUGGAAGGCGCUGCGGAUAUUUGGGAACUGCAGUCUGUGCAGCUGGUGAAUGGCGCCAAAACACCGUUGCUGAAGUACUCGAAUGGACUCUCAAUCAGUGCUGGUGGAUCGGCUCCACGUGUGGGCGAUUUGCUUAUAUACCCGCGGCAGAAGGGAGGAUUUGUGUACGGACACGUGGCAGUUAUUGUGGAUGUGUUGAGUGCCGCUGUUCUCGUGGCUGAGCAGAACUGGGACAACACCGUGUGGCCAGGCCCAUUUCACAAUUACUCUCGUUCCAUUCCUAUGCAGUAUGAUGCGAACAGCAAGGCAUAUACACUCAAGGAAUCCGAUGAUAUUAUUAUUCAAGGCUGGAUGCGGUACAGUAAGUAG
This is a messenger RNA of Trypanosoma theileri, 885 nucleotides long. Its product is annotated as D-alanyl-glycyl endopeptidase-like protein. The transcript has a single exon. Gene Ontology annotation, cellular component: cytoplasm. Gene Ontology annotation, molecular function: ligase activity. Bases 1 to 885 code for a protein of 294 amino acids. NCBI's taxonomy places the organism in Eukaryota, Euglenozoa, Kinetoplastea, Trypanosomatida, Trypanosomatidae. The record is from RefSeq and is a predicted model, not a curated record.